CCUUGAUUUUGCAAACCAAGUCAAAGCAGGUCCAGCCGCCUCUCCUCUUCAGCCUCUUAGACUAGAGACCUUGGGUUGGGCUAAAUUAGAUAUACAACUACCUCGGCCUCAACCUCUCAUCUUUAGCAUCUCUGUCGCUCCGACCGUCGUUGACGUCCCGCGACACUAUCUUCUUCCACCGCCAGCGUCGCCUCCCUGCCACAGUCUCGAUCUCUGCCCAUCAUGGCGCGCGUCUACGCCGAUGUCAACCAGAGCAUGCCCCGCAGUUACUGGGACUACGACAGUGUUAACAUCAGCUGGGGGGCUCUAGAAAACUACGAGGUCGUCAGAAAGAUCGGUCGUGGAAAGUACUCGGAAGUCUUUGAAGGCAUCAAUGUCGUCAACUACCAGAAGUGCGUCGUCAAGGUCUUAAAGCCUGUGAAGAAGAAGAAGAUCAAGCGCGAGAUCAAGAUCCUCCAGAAUUUGGCCGGGGGUCCCAAUGUUGUUGCCUUACUUGACGUUGUUCGGGAUGCGCAGAGUAAGACGCCGUCCCUCAUUUUCGAGCACGUCAAUAAUACCGAUUUCCGAAGCCUCUAUCCCAAGUUCAAUGACAUCGAUGUCCGGUUCUACAUCUUUGAGCUCCUCAAGGCCUUGGACUUCUGCCACAGCAAGGGUAUUAUGCAUCGAGAUGUUAAGCCUCAUAACGUUAUGAUCGAUCAUGAGAACCGGAAGUUGCGUCUCAUUGAUUGGGGCCUGGCCGAAUUUUAUCACCCCGGUACCGAGUACAACGUUCGUGUGGCCUCUCGCUAUUUUAAGGGCCCAGAACUGCUGGUCGAUUUCCAGGAGUACGAUUACAGUCUCGACAUGUGGAGCCUGGGAGCCAUGUUUGCUUCUAUGAUCUUCCGAAAGGAGCCGUUCUUCCAUGGGAACAGUAACUCGGACCAGCUUGUGAAAAUUGCAAAGGUUCUUGGUACUGAUGAUCUGUUUGACUACAUCGACAAGUACGAAAUUGAACUGGAUGCGCAAUAUGACGACAUUCUUGGACGAUUCCAGAAGAAACCAUGGCAUAGCUUCGUCACCUCGGAAAAUCAGCGAUUUGUUUCUAAUGAGGCCAUCGAUUUCCUUGACAAGCUACUGCGAUACGACCAUCAGGAGCGUUUGACCGCCAAGGAGGCGCAAGCGCACCCCUACUUCAACCCCGUCCGUGAUCCCGAGGUUUUUAAGCAACACCUUGCAGCUGCUAAUGGCGCUGCCAACAAGUCUUGAGAGUGCUUGGAGUCGUAGCUCUCCAACACUCAUCACCUCUGGCGAUCCAUCUCGUGGCAACCCUGAACCCAUGAUACCCUGACUGGCGGUUACUGCUUUCCUUUGUCGGUUUUCCGUCCCUGAUAGGAUACACCCAUACUAGGAAGAGAAUAUCUCAGCCGGAUCUGCCUUGAUCCUUUCCGCCAUGAAAGCGCGCCGACUCAAUGGCUCUGUGAGAUGGACUCCGUGAGAAUGGAGCUGGAUGAGAAUAUUCAACAGCCUUGGCAUGACGUAUGACUCAAACGGUUCGGUGUAAUGAGGAGAAGCUUGCGUGACAUGCAGCGACAUCUCGGACAUCGUUACAGGGGCGAUGUGGAAUGAGGCAAUGUGGUUUCGGCGUUCCAGGUUCUGGGGUUUAUAGCACGUUGAGAUCGAGGGCUAAUCUAACCAUCAAUACUCCUAACUUUUUUUUUUUACUUUGUAGCUGGAGGUUUUUAUGCUUUUGAGUCAGCUUUUUCUCGAGUAGCGUAAGCCUCAAAUAAAACCACAGCGCUAUGUUUGCUUGUUGUAUAUUGGUCUCCCAAGGCUUUAUUAUCUAGAGUCUUCUCUACCAAAAGUAAUAUGUAAAAUCAGAACGACCA
Fusarium verticillioides 7600 is the source of this 1865-nucleotide messenger RNA. Its product is annotated as CMGC/CK2 protein kinase. Gene Ontology annotation, cellular component: nucleus; protein kinase CK2 complex; cytosol. The transcript has 6 exons. Lineage: Eukaryota; Fungi; Ascomycota; Sordariomycetes; Hypocreales; Nectriaceae. The coding region runs from base 223 to 1245 and encodes 340 amino acids. Gene Ontology annotation, biological process: regulation of transcription by RNA polymerase III; DNA damage response; regulation of transcription by RNA polymerase I. Gene Ontology annotation, molecular function: protein serine/threonine kinase activity; ATP binding. The record is from RefSeq and is a predicted model, not a curated record.